Molecule: messenger RNA, 2115 nt
Organism: Oldenlandia corymbosa var. corymbosa
Lineage: Eukaryota; Viridiplantae; Streptophyta; Magnoliopsida; Gentianales; Rubiaceae
Source: the annotation of a GenBank genome assembly
AUGAUGAAGGGCGACGAAGAAGAGAAACCGAGCAACGAAGAAGAAGAGGAACUGAUUGAGAUGGAAGACGAAGCGGAGAUAUACGACGGCGUUCGAGCUCAGUUCCCUUUGAGUUUUGGUAAGCAGACGAAAUCCGAGACUCCGCUGGAGCUCAUCCACAACUCCACUCGUCGUACUCCGGCGCCGGCUCCGGCUCCCAAACCAAAGGAAUCACCGUCGUCGUCGAAAACCCAGAAGAACGACAACCCUUUCCGUUCCCUCUCUUCUUCCUCCAAUGCCUGGCUCCAGUCCGUCAGGAGACCUAAUCGCCGGAGCACCAAUGGCGGUGAUGCUGAAUCUAUUGAGAAUAGGUCUGCGGUACUUGGGCCGCCACGACCCAGUGCGAGGCAUUCAGAUGACGAUGCUUCGAUUGGGCCAACUCCUCCCCCGCCAAUGGGGCAAGAAGUAGAUGAGGACGAAGAUGCUCCGAUUGGGCCACCGCCUCCCCCACUAAUGGGGCAAGAAGUAGAUGAGGACGAGGAUGCCAUGAUUGGACCUCCCCCUCCCCCGCCGGCGGGUGAGGAUGAGGAUGAUGAUGAGCCAGUUAUUGGACCUCCUAGACCUCCAACCAGUGCCGCGGGGUCGGAAUCUGAGGAUGAAGAGAUGGACGACGAAGACGAAACCAAUCAGUAUCGGAUACCUUUAAGUAAUGAGAUUGUCUUGAAGGGUCAUACUAAGGUUGUUGCUGCUCUUGCAGUGGAUAAUUCAGGCUCCCGUGUUUUAUCUGGCAGCUACGAUUACACAGUUCGCAUGUAUGACUUCCAAGGAAUGAAUGCCCGUUUGCAAUCAUUUAGACAACUAGAGCCAUUUGAAGGUCAUCAAGUUCGCAGUUUGAGUUGGAGUCCUACUUCUGAUCGCUUUCUUUGUGUGACUGGCUCAGCUCAGGCUAAGAUUUAUGACCGUGAUGGACUUACUCUGGGGGAGUUUGUGAAGGGGGACAUGUAUAUACGUGAUCUUAAGAACACUAAGGGCCACAUAUCUGGAUUGACCUGUGGAGAGUGGCACCCUAAGACAAAGGAGACAAUAUUAACAUCUUCUGAAGAUGGUUCACUACGGAUAUGGGAUGUUAAUGACCUUAAAAGUCAAAAGCAGGUCAUUAAACCAAAACUUUCACGGCCUGGAAGAGUUCCUGUUACCACUUGUGCUUGGGAUCGUGAAGGCAAAUGCAUUGUAGGUGGUAUUGGAGAUGGUUCUAUACAGAUAUGGAGCAUAAAGCCUGGAUGGGGUAGUAGACCAGAUAUUUAUAUAGCCCAUGGCCACUCAGAUGAUAUUACUGGAUUUAAGUUCUCAAGUGAUGGAAGAACAUUGCUUUCCAGAAGUUUUGAUGGUUCAUUGAAGGUCUGGGAUGUGCGCCAAGUUAAAGAACCUGUUCGAGUAUUUGAUGAUCUCCCCAAUAAUUAUGCCCAGACAAACAUCGCUUUCAGCCCUGAUGAGCAGCUCUUCUUGACUGGGACAUCAGUUGAAAGAGAUAGUACAACUGGCGGCUUGCUAUGCUUUUACGAUAGAGUGAAACUGGAAUUGGUAUCAAGAGUUGGAAUAUCUCCGACCUCCAGUGUCGUCCGGUGUGCUUGGCACCCAAGGCUGAAUCAGAUUUUUGGCACCGCUGGUGAUAAACACGAUGGAGGAACUCACAUCCUUUAUGAUCCCACCAUAAGUGAAAGAGGAGCUCUUGCUUGUGUUACACGUGCCCCAAGGAAGAAGUCCAUUGAUGAUUUCCAAAUAGAACCUGUGAUUCACAAUCCUCAUGCAUUACCUUUAUUCAGAGAUCAGCCUAGCCGUAAACGUCAGCGUGAGAAGAUAUUGAAGGACCCACUUAAGUCUCAUAAGCCAGAACUUCCAAUCACAGGGCCUGGUCAUGGUGGUAGAGUUGGCUCAACUAAAGGAAGUUUGUUAACUCAGUAUCUUCUUAAGCAAGGUGGCUUGAUCAAGGAGACAUGGAUGGAAGAAGAUCCAAGAGAAGCAAUCCUCAAGUUUGCCGAUGUUGCUCAGAAUGAUCCAAAGUAUAUUGCUCCUGCAUAUGCACAGACGCAGCCCGAACCGGUCUUUCAAGAAUCAGAUUCCGAGGAAGAGAAAUAG